Molecule: messenger RNA, 399 nt
Organism: Eimeria tenella
Lineage: Eukaryota; Apicomplexa; Conoidasida; Eucoccidiorida; Eimeriidae
Product: ubiquitin carboxyl-terminal hydrolase isozyme, putative
Exons: 2
Coding region: 1-399 (132 amino acids)
Biological process (GO): ubiquitin-dependent protein catabolic process
Molecular function (GO): cysteine-type deubiquitinase activity
Source: RefSeq, a predicted model, not a curated record
AUGCCAGAGCAGCAGCAGCAGCAGCAGCAGCAGCGGUGGCUGCCUCUAGAAGGUACCCCUGAAGUCUUGGGCCCCUACCUGGUUGCUCUGGGGGGCCCCCAGGCCCCUCCUGCUGAGUCAGGGGCCCCCGAGGGGGCCCCCCAGGGGGCCCCCCGGGGGCGCCCCCAAGGGGGCCCCCAGGGGGCCCCCCUGCUGCAGGUUGAGGACUUGGUGGCCCUAGAGCCGUGGGCCCUGGACAUGCUGGAGUGUACAGACACCGUGGCUUUGCUGCUGCUGUUUCCCUUGAGCGAAAGUGCUGCAGCAGAAGAGGAGCUGCUGCCGCAGCAGCUGCAGCAGCAGCAGCAGCAGCACGAGCAGCAGAUGCAGCAGGAGCUCUGGUUCGUCAAACAGUCAAUUUAA